AUCUUAAUGAAAUUGUGGCCACGGCAGGAUCAUAUAAGGGUGGAACAAAGGAAGAGUAAUCGAAAUAAAGGUUCUUGAAUGAACCAAAAUCAGUUUCCAAACACGCCUCUGAGCAAACAACAGAUGCAAUGUGGAACUGAAACCCUAGAAUCAGUGGCGUAGUGGCGAGCAUGAUAGCUCUUUCAAGGCCCUUCACCAAGAUUUUCCCCUCCAUUUUCUUUCGAAGUUUCCAUUCGAAUUUGGGUCCCAUCGCAGCAACCAGGCGUCAUCGAUAUUCUAAUUUUAUCUCAGCUAUCCCAGAUGAUGUCUCCUGGAUAUUGCCAUUCUUUGCUAUUCUGAGUAAAUCUAUUGGUAGUUAUCAAUCAUUAGCAACAGAGGCCUCUCCUGAUGAAGAGGUUGUGCCAGAUGAAUUCUUGAAUGAAAUUCUUUCUGAUAUAGAAAGGUCUCCAAAAUUCUCCAGUGAGAAACUUUGUACUACUUACAUUGAUAAAUUGUUGAAAGCUGGGAAUCCUUCAGCUGCUGCUAGGUUCAUGCAGUCCUUGCAUGAUAAACACAUAUUCCUUAGUCCUAAUGCAUAUAAUCUCCUUCUGGUAGCAGCAAGUGAAGCAAAUGCCAUUGACUUUCUAUCUCAGAUUUUUAAGGAUCUAUUGGUGUCCAAUAAGCCCUUGUCUUCAACUUCUUAUUUCAAUGUUGCCAAGGUUUUUACAAAGACCGAUGAUUCUGUCCUGCUCAAAUUUGUGAGAGAAGUAUCAGAAUUAACCUUUCCAAGAAAUGCAACGAUUCUCAACAGGAUCAUCCAUGCCUUUGCUGAGUGUAGGCAGAUUGAGAAAUCCCUGAUCAUAUUUGACCACAUGAAGAGUUUGAAAUGUAAACCAGAUUUGAUCACAUAUAAUACUGUUCUAGGGUUCUUGGGUCGGGCAGGCAGGCUGGAUGAAAUGCUGCAUGAGUUUUCCUCCAUGAAAGUGGCCAAUAUUGCCCCAGAUAUUAUUUCAUAUAAUACUUUAUUAAACAGCUUGCAGAAGGUUGGGAGAUUGGAUUUGUGCUUAGUAUUUUUUAGAGAAAUGGGUGAGAAUGGACUCAAGCCAGAUUUGCGAACUUACCGAGCGCUGAUUGAGGGUUUUGGUCAGUCAGGGAACCUUGAGGAAGCACUGAGACUCUUUUCUGAGAUGAAACAAGGGCAGAUCUGUCCAUCUAUCUAUAUUUACCGAUCAUUAAUUAAUUAUUCAAAGAAGAUGGGGAAGGUGGAGCUAGCAAUGUCUUUAUCGGAGGAGAUGAAUGCAUGUCUUCCAGAUCUUAUUGGUCCAAAGGAUUUCAAACAGAAAAAUAGGUAGCUAAGAACUUCAAAGUAAUUUUGAAGUGUCAGAAUUCAUAGGUCAGCUCAAGCAAGGAUUUGUUAUGGAGGCACAGUUCAUGUAUCAUGCUUGACAUUGGUCCCUUGAGAAAUGAUUGGUGGUGCAUGUGUGCCUGUUGGCUUGUGCGAAAGUUGGGCUACCAUUUUGGACCUGAUUGGUAAAUUCUCAACAUGUCCUCAAAUUUUUGGUAAUAUCUGGAGCAGCUGGUUUUGUAGGUUCAUGAUUUAAGGGCAAGGGCAGGCUGGCAGCAUUAGAGGAUCCGAGUACUGAGGUGGGGGACAAGCUAGAUGAGUAGUUGACUGCAGCAGCAGUUUGACAUUUAAGAUUGAAUUUUCAUCCUAACUACUGGUCUGACAUCUGGCAUCAACUUUGAUGAAUAUAUCAGCCCAUUUAUGUUUUUGUUCUGGGUAUGAGCUUUUUUCUGGAGCCUCGUUGAAACUGUCUAAUGGGGGUGUUGGUGGGAAAUACAUUCAAUACAGUAUGAAUUCUGCAACAACCGUGUCUUGACCCUGUAUGAUACGUGUUCCCUUACAUAUCUUCUAGUUUAAUUCAUGUUAUGAUUAUAGUUAAAUAUUUAUGGCUUCUCCAGAGCAUCAGGCAGCCUGCCUGAGUGUUGGAAACAAACAAGGGUAUGAAGGUGUUGGAAUUUAGGAGCUUGGCUGAGAAAAAAAAAAGGAUGCUAUAACGUAAAAUAUUGGAAGAAUAUUUUAAUUUUGGAUUGUGAAAAAUCCUAUGUCAUGAAUCACGUGAUAUUCUACCCACUA
Molecule: messenger RNA, 2116 nt
Organism: Vitis vinifera (wine grape)
Lineage: Eukaryota; Viridiplantae; Streptophyta; Magnoliopsida; Vitales; Vitaceae
Product: pentatricopeptide repeat-containing protein At1g11900
Exons: 4
Coding region: 171-1331 (386 amino acids)
Molecular function (GO): protein binding
Source: RefSeq, a predicted model, not a curated record